AAUUUGUCAAGCAAUUAUCUCUCUCUCGGCUGUUAGAGGGUCAGGUCAGUGGGCGGUUUCUUUCCGUAUCGAAGGGAUUUACACGUCGAUCAUAAGAUUUCCACUCUUUUAUAUCGAUUGUGUAAAGAGGAGCGGCCGUAUUAUUCUAGUUAAACACGGGCCGGUAUCCAUUACUGUACCGCUCCGCUUGGUACACAUUACCUGUAAAUAUGUACACAGGGCUGUGGUAAUGGAAAUGUUAAGUAAGUGAACGAAGUUUGUUUCGUCUGGUUUCGGACCAAAGGGCAAUAAACGUAACCCCGAAUGGGCUUUAGCACCUACUCGCUACCCCAAUUAGAACGAGUCUCGGUUAAGCGUCCGGUAAUGGGUUCGAGCGAAGAUGAAAUAUCUGUAGGUAAAGUCCGAAGAACAAUUACCAGUCGCCCAAUUUGCCAGGAGAAGGAGGUGUGGUAGCACAGCGACUAAUGACAAGUUGAAGACUGUGCCGGCUACGACUGACUACCCCUACCUAGAAGUCCAGUUGAUUAACAAAAAGGCACUUAGUUAAAUUACAUCGGGCCAGAAGAUCGCCUUGGUAGCGUUGUAAUUUGCCGACUUUUUGCCGCCAUCUCUGAUAAAUUGCGACUCAUGUGUCGAUCAAUUAUUUAAACGGGUUUAGGUGGCGCUCCUGAUAUAUCUGGUUGUGUCGGACGGCUAGGAGAAGGGUUCGAGAUCCGAUCGCGUGUCUCUCUCUUGUUUGAUUAGUUACGCCGCGAGGAUGUUCGUGAGGAAACACCAAUCACGGAUUUUAAUACAAGAAAAAGGCCAAUGUCACCUAACGGUUCCGCCGGCCUUAAGACGAACCCAGGUGGAUGCUGACACCUGCCCCCUUCGAUUCGACUAACGUUUCUUUAAGAGGUCAACCUCCGCAACCAUCUGCUUCCACUGCAUUCGGUUUUGUUAUCGAUUACUUACACGGCUCUUUCUAUUUUUUUUUUAAUUACCAAAAAACCGCACAGCCACCCUUAUUCCCUUAAUUCUUUACUGCCAAAAUCGCCACAUUUUUAGAGACGAUUUACUUUCAUGUGCUCAACAGUUAGAAAAUUAUGGAUAUUAAACGGCUAACGGAGCCAAGGCAGGUGUGAUAUAGACUCGUUUCCUAUGGCCAAAGGAAACAAAUUAUCUAACCCAGAUGAACUGUCAAGAUACAGACGUUAAUAUCCACUUUGCAAGGAUAAUCAAAGCGGUUUUUUAAAACCUAUAAACCACUACACUAUUAUACAAAUAUUUGCUUUAAAAACGUCAUAUCCGAACCGAACUUUUAUUAAUUUAGUAAAAAACCUAAGGCCAGAUUUUAUUUUAAUAUAUAUCGGUGUAAAACGGAGUUAUCUUCUUAUCUAUCAAACAAAAUAAAAAAGUAAAAAAUGUAUUUCCUUCGCUUAUAAGAUAAGAUUCAACCUAUAAGCAUGAAACAUGACGAUAAGAAUCUAGAAUUUCAAAGCUGAUAUGUACUAUCUGUGUAAAACAAAACAUCAGUCGAUGUUUCGUUUGUGGAAUAUACGCACACACGGACUUGGCCAUGCCAUAAGCGCCCUUUUAUACGCCGUGACGUCAUUUCCGGACAGGUAGGGGGGGUUUUGUGUGUAUUUUAAGUCGAAUCGAAGUAUUUUCUUUUUUUAAAUAUAUUUGAUAAGUAACUGGAGUCAUGUGGCAGAGUAAUAAAAAUAGUAGAAAGAUAAUGAUCGGAUAAUGUGCUUAUUAUGAUUUUUUGGAUUAAUUUUUAAGCGGUCGGGCUGGAAGUUUUUUCGAAUUUUGCCGAGGGGAGAAAGAGAGAGAGAGAAUGCCAUUAGCCCAACGACCGGUAGCUAUCCCGACUAGAUCAAGAUUGAACAAGUGUCUUCCUGACCCAAUCAGGAUAUGAUGAAAGGAAGAUGGCUGAGAAAAGGGAAGUCGGACGCAGCUGAAACGAGCAGACAAAUAACAGUGACCUUUCUGACCUUUUUUAGAUCUUGAGUGACAAUUACCGAGGCUUCCUGAAUGGGAUGUGACGCACCUUCAUCCCUUUUUUUUUGUUUUCCUCCCGCCUGCUGUAUCCCCCGUUCGAUUGAAGAGCAAACAAACGUAGAGAAUCGAAGGAUCUCGAAGACAUCCGCAGUCUACAUCAUCCUAUCCGCACGCUAAUUAGUUUCUGAAUACUUAAUAUCGUUGUCAUUGAUCUUAAUAUUCUUUAGCUUUGCAGUCUAAUCCCCUUUUGUCUGUCGAUUCUAAUGUCUUUCGUUUUUCGCUUCACAUUAACGCAAGACCACGAACUGCGGCUGGCCGCAUAAUCGCCUUAUGGUAUCAUCUUUUCAUUAAGGAUGAUUAUAGGUUUCUCCUCCAAUAGUUUACCUGUCCGUCAAGGUAAGGAGAGCCAGCCAAUCAACUGCACCUGACAUUUACGGUCGACGCAUAAAAAUUCCUUUUUCAUCCUUUGGCACGACAUCGGUUUCUUUUGGGCGGAUUAACGAAUUUUCAAACCAUGCGGAUGUCAUUUCGAUUCAUUUAAAAUGAUCAGCUUUUGUCUCGCGUGCAAGUGCCACUUGUAGAAUGCUUUUUCCCCCUUCUUUCCGUGUCGCUUUUGCGUUUGAUUUGUUAUAAUUCGACAACAUAUGCGACCUCCUUUAGUCCUAUUUAUCAUCCGUUCCCGUUACUGCUACAGUGAGGCGACGCCAUUUUCAUGCCUUCCUUUGGGUUCGCAUUCGAAACUUAUUUUUCCGAAAAUUUAAAUAUUUAAUUAGGUAACAAAAUGGGCGUAGACAUUUGCCCAUUGGGAAAGGUAUAAUUUUAGAAGAGAUUGUCUUGUAAAGGUUAAACGGAAUCGGAUAAUCCGGAUAAAGCCACAAACGGGAAGGAAAGGCAGUGGUAUUUCCGCUGUUACCACAGAAUCUUCUUCCAGAAAUCAACUAUUGUUUCCCGAGAAACAGAGAAAGAGACGUGGCGUGACGUAAGGAGGAAUAAAAACGGAGUACCCAGCCAGUCACCCAAAAGCCGUUAGAAUCACACUGCAAGCAGAUGGUCGGAGUGGCAACACGUGUCGAGAACACCCCCUCUAUCUGUCUCUUUCGGCCAUAUGUUGAUUGCGCACUUAAUUGCAUUCUAUCCCGAAAAGUUUUUUCCCCAUUGGAUACAUAAACACGCCAACCGUAAUCGGCCUGCCGUGCAGGGGGCGAGACCAUAGUGACCCGUUAAGACGUCGGCAACUGGCAGCGAGGAAAGGAACCGUUAUAGGCCCCAUUGUUGUCGGCCGGCACGUGCCUGCUGUCUCAAGUCAUUAAGGGAGUCAGUGGCUCGUGGCCUACCACCUCCCCGGCGACCACCUGGCCCUGCGGGUACAAGGCCCCCGAGCCAGACGGAUGGCGUGUCUCAAGACCUCAUCCAUUAUCUUCGGACGCUUCUACUAAUUAAAUAUGCAUUUCGGACGCGUGUCCGGAAGACAGAAAAAGUAACACCAGGUAUACCGAUGACGUCAGCUAUCAGGCGAGUGAUUGUUUGCAAACACGGAACACACACUUAUCGUUUCGAAGUUGUCGGUGACUCAGUUCCUUUCGUCGGACUCUCGCUAUCGAGACGAACGCAAUCGCAGCCAACAGAUAAAACAGUUGACAUAUUUGUUAGCGGAGGAGUGCGUCAUACAAAAGAACACGCUUAUGAUCGAAACCGGACGCAAAUAACUCAGGAAACUCUCCUAGAGCAGCUGGUCUCCUUCGCCUCAGGACAGAUCGAGCUUCCUGUCUUUUCAUUCGCCUCGGUGGCUCGUCCAACUUAGCUUAGUCCGACUCGAUCUUCCAAGACAAACGGAUACACUUAUUAUAUCUAUCGGCUAGACGAGGUAAGAGAACGAGAUGAGUGAAGAGCUGAGGAGUAGGUGAAAAAGAGAAAGUUAGUGGACAACGUAGCCCCCAUUUCCUCAGCCGUCCAAUCAGCGAACUUCUUAUGAUGUCAUCGGAAGAGGAUUCGGAAAUGGAAGCCCUAAAAAACAAGACGAAGCGAGUGCGUCAGAGAGUUGACGCCGGAGAACCUCGCAAUAGUUACGCCAGCAUACCGAAUUUCAGUUCGCGACCCAUGGCCACAGUCCCCUAUCAUAAUGGCUUUAGUAUGCUGGCAGGGGGAAAAAUUCUCGGUGAUCUUAUAAGCAGACAUCAGAAAGGAGACAUGAUGCUAGACGAUCUAAGGAUUAACGGUUCGCUGAUGGCGUCGAUGGAUAUGGCGGAUUCUUCGUUUCUCAAUGGGACGGUGGAUCAGGAGAUGACAGCUAAUUCUCCUCACCAGCAGCCUCCCGGUUCUCCCCUGCCCGAAAACAGUCAUUUGUUGCGUGACAUACUGCAGGGCCGGAAAGUGUCCGACGAACAGGGUCCUUGUGUCAUGCUUCUGCAAGGGAACCAGCCAACUUCCGUUAGUCAUGCUCCGGAGACGUCGGGGGUCGACACUACCGGAAGUCACGUGACUCCGAGACCGAGGCGAGUCGGCGAAGAGGACGACAACGUCAAAGUUAGCAGGAUGUCCGACCAGGAACAGGAGACAACCCCCGUAUCCAGUCCGAGUCCGUGUCAGAGUCCCAACCCGCUCCGUCCCUUAAGUAACAGUAACACCUUGGAAGAGAAACGUGCCAGGGUCGAAACCAUCGUGUCCAACAUGCUUCAGGGUCCUCCGGCAACCAUCCGCUCUCCGGGACAGGGGCAGAGCGGGCCCGAACCACCGACUCCAGUCAACGGGUGUAAGAAGAGGAAACUCUAUCAGCCUCAACAACACGAAGCCAGUAGGAUAACAAAUGGAUUGCAGGACGAUGACGACGAGGAGGACGACGAGGAAGAACUUUCGCCACCCAAACAACGUCGUCUCGAACGUGAAACGCUCAAGCUGCAAUUACGCCAAAUGCAAGAACAAUUGGCAGCCAUGCAACAACGUUACUUAGAACUAUUCGAAUUCGAAACAUCGGUGAGUCCAAUGAGGGAUAACCCGUCGCCUCGAAGCGAAGACGGCAUUCCGAUGAAUGCCACCGACGUCAAAGCCGAAAUGUCCGAAGACAAACACGAAGAAUCUGUCAACUGUCGUCAAUCCUGCAUCGUUCAGCCUCCCACCCGCCUUAGCCCAGGUCAGUCGGACGUCGACUGGUUAAGUGAGUCUCUUAAGUCAGAAAUCACGUCGUCUCUGUCUCAAGUAAUUGAUGCCGUCAUAUCACGAUACGUUCAACGUCGUCCCGUGGUUCGACCGGCCACAUCGAGCACGGGAACUAAUUCGGACAGUGAUCAGCCCAAAGACAGCAAUCUCUUGUCUCAAAUGCUGGACAGAAAAUCGCCUCGGUCCAAAGUUAUCGACCGGGGUUGUAGGGUGAACGGGCACAGUCAGAGAUCGAGCCCUUUUCCCGACUCGUUACCGAAACCGACGUUCUUCUAUCCACCCGGUCUCAAGCCUCCUAUGUCCACCUUCUUCUGUAACGCCGCUCAACAGUUACCUUCUGUAAGUUUACCCUUUCCACCUCCGGGAUUGAAUACUAGUGGGAUACCCGUGGAAGUUCCCGAACAGACAGAAGCUAUGGCUCUGGUGGUGACGCCAAAGAAGAAACGCCACAAAGUGACGGACACUCGCAUCACCCCCAGGACAGUAAGUCGCGUUUUAGGGCAAGACGUCGAUCCUCUAUGCAACAAGUACACCAUGUUGGCAGCUGGAUGUCCGUCGGAUCCCGGCCCCGCACCCACCUACACCCAUCAUCCGCCACCUCCGCCUUUGGUGCCAGUUUCUCUGCCCACUUCGGUAGCGAUUCCUAACCCGAGUUUGCAUCAAUCGGACGUGUUCACCACUUUUCACUACGAUCAUCAACGACUGGGACAGUAUAACUCUAUACCCGACAACCACGACGAAGACGCUCUUCACUCGUCCAUCAUGUCUCAUGCAAGGGGUUCCCCCGAUUCGCUUCAUUACGGACAUCUGAAACUAGAAAACGGAGACAGUUCGGAGGCGGGGGAUAGUCCCGCCUACGAAUCGGGACUGGCUAUGACCAGCACCUUGACGCCCAUGCACUUGAGGAAGGCGAAGCUGAUGUUCUUCUACGUCCGAUAUCCCAGUUCGGCCGUCCUGAAGAUGUACUUUCCCGACAUCAAGUUCAACAAGAACAACACGGCCCAGUUGGUCAAAUGGUUCUCGAAUUUUCGGGAGUUUUACUACAUCCAAAUGGAGAAAUACGCUCGGCAGUCGGUCAGCGAAGGAGUCAAAAACAAUGAUGAUCUGAAAGUAACGCCCGAUUCCGAACUUCUCAGAGUUCUAAAUCUUCACUACAACCGCAACAAUCAUAUCGAGGUACCAGAACAUUUUCGCCACGUCGUCGAACAAACCUUGAAGGAGUUCUUCAAGGCGAUCACAGCAGGGAAAGAUCAGGAGCAGUCGUGGAAGAAGUCGAUCUAUAAAGUCAUAGCAAGAAUGGAUAAUUCGGUUCCAGAUUAUUUCAAAUCGCCGAAUUUCUUAGAACAACUCGAAUGAGGACAAGACAAUGUGAAUCCUUCUUAAACCAAGACUUGUGCCUUCAGUCAGUCUGUUUUUCUUUGUGUACGGUGGUUGUGGCCAGGCUAACCUUACAACCAAAAAGUGUGUUUUAGCUUUAAGAGGAAAUGACAAAUUUAAAAAAAAAAACAAAGCAAAAAUUAUAUAUCAUUCAUCGGUGAUUCUUACAGGAUAAACACAACUGGUUUGUCCCGGGUGAGUGCCCUAGUCAUAAAUGAUGUAAACCUACUGUUAUGUGUGUAUUUAUUUUGUGCACGACGAAAGUGCUAAGCACUGCUUUGUUCACUGGGACAGGAAGAAGAAAAGCGACAAAAAAUAUUAAGCAAAAUGGCAUGAACUAUGCACUCUUCAUGUCUCUGAAGUCAAGGGAUGAUAUUUUUCUUAUCCGCAAGACAAAAAACAAGUGCGAAAGCACCGAUUCUUCUCCGUACAAAAAAAUGAUACAUGUUGAUAGAAUAUUAUUUUGAGUAUAACUGAAACCAAAAAGACAAAAAAAUGCCCGAAAAGGUGAGAGAUAAUCAAACGUGCUACUCCGACACCCACACUCAACCCUCGCCCCAUCAAUCUCGUUUGUUCCCUUAGGGUGUCGGAUAGGCAGGAGGCCAUUUGCUAGUCACUGCCCGCUCCUCUUCACCCGUCGAUGUGCGCCUAGUCAACCCUUAAUUUCUAUCACAUAUCUGGUCCCAUGGGUUCUCACGUGGGACGUGCAGCUAGUACGAAUGUAGUCGUUCUGCUAGGGACCAUCCUCCGAUGAUCUAUGACACUCUUUCUAUUUCUCCCUAUCCAGGUGUCGAAAACAAUCAUUUAGUCUUUCGCAUGUGAUACUUCAUAUCACCACUUAUGUGAUAUCGCAGAAAAAUGGAGGGUUUUGUUACUUUAUUAGGUUCUGUCUAGCGUGGUUUUGCAGAAUGUGCAACAUAUCCGCAAACAAGUUGGCACGCCUUUUUCUCUUGCACGUUGCCUUUAUUGUGUGCCUGCACUAUGGUAGUGAUUAAUGACGAGCGUUCUUCACUUCCUCUGGUAUUUUUUCUGUUUUUCGUUUCAUCAGCCUUAGCGACGCGUCUUUCUCGUGGGCAGAGAGAUGGACGAAUACGUCAAUACAAAAACAGGCAGCCCAUAAAAUGGGUUUCUUCCUCCUACUGUGAUUGGACUGUGCAGUUCUCUUAGUCUGCUCGCUCAUUUCCCAUCAACUUAACCUCAUUGACGACAUCCUGAAUUCACUUUUCUCUGUCUGUCGUUUUGGCUCAAAUACUUCCCUCGAACGAACUUCGUCUCUUAAUCAAUUGGCGAAUCCAGACUUGGGAAGGGAAAGCUUUCGUCAUUUCUCGUCUUCCAAAUGAACGCUGAUUAUGAACAAAAUAAAGAUAGAAAAAACCAGUGACGGCCAUUUUUACAGUUCGUGUGUGUGUACAUUCCUAGCAACAUUCCACAUUUUUUGCAAAUUCAAAAAAAAAAAAAGUACAUUCCUUCUCACCCAUUUUUAAAAUCCAGCCUCUUUAGAAGUGGGACUGCUAAACGGGAGUGUUAAGCUCUGGUAGGCCAAGAAAGCAUCAAUCAGUUCUACCAGCUCUGCACAGCUCAAGUGCCUUGCCCAUCAGUCCACCGAUUUUCAUUCAUACACUGCAACCAUUCGACUGUGAUAUUUGGCUUGUAGCGACGGGCAUAACAACAUUAAAAAAAAAUAAUAAUAAUAAGCAGCGAAAUGUGCCUGCAGCAGAGAAAUGCGGAGAGUAUACUCACCUCCCGGAGCGGUUCCUCUUCUUAUUUUAUUCCAUUCUUCCUGUCCUGUCGUCUAAAUUCGGAGAUGCAAAUCUGUGAUCCGUUCUUUGCCUCUCCCCGACUAUUCGUCUCUCUCAAAGUUCUUGUUGGUCGAAGAGAAAAAGUUUAAAAAUAAACAAAGAAAGAAGACGAAGAAGAAAGUCAUUCCAAGAAAAAAAAAAAAAAAAAAAGACUAUUUAUAUGUGUAUUGAACCGGAAUAUAAUUUAUUGAAAUUUUUUUAUUUAAUAUGCACCUCACCAUUUACUGGUUAAUAUAUAUGUAUAUGGUAUGUCCACCUGCUGUAUGUAAACUGCACACAUCAUCAUUGGCCAAAUAGAAUGCUGUACAAUCACCCUAGCUAGUUAAGAUAUCAUUAAUAGAAAUUAGAAACAAUGUACAUUGCCUCUCUUUUCUAUUGUGCAUGAAUAUUAUCUUCUAUCCCUUUGAGAGUAUCAUACUCAAACCCCCAUAGUAUUCUUUACGGGAAUACUUGAAAGAAAAAAAAGAAAAAAAAGAAAAAAAAGUCAUUUAAAACUCGAAAAACGAUAUUUAUUACUUAAAA
Centruroides sculpturatus (bark scorpion) is the source of this 8834-nucleotide messenger RNA. RefSeq names its product homeobox protein prospero-like (gene pros). Gene Ontology annotation, cellular component: nucleus. Gene Ontology annotation, biological process: regulation of transcription by RNA polymerase II. The transcript has 6 exons. The record is from RefSeq and is a predicted model, not a curated record. The coding region runs from base 3952 to 6492 and encodes 846 amino acids. Gene Ontology annotation, molecular function: DNA-binding transcription factor activity, RNA polymerase II-specific; RNA polymerase II cis-regulatory region sequence-specific DNA binding. Lineage: Eukaryota; Metazoa; Arthropoda; Arachnida; Scorpiones; Buthidae.